Molecule: messenger RNA, 1953 nt
Organism: Protopolystoma xenopodis
Lineage: Eukaryota; Metazoa; Platyhelminthes; Monogenea; Polystomatidea; Polystomatidae
Source: the annotation of a GenBank genome assembly
AUGAGGCACACGCGAGUACUGCAUUGGUUCGUCCAUCACCCGGCAACUGCUGUCCAGCUGACAGUCUGGUUUUCUGGUUGGCUGGCGGCAGCGUACAAUGUGAGAAUGCCUGCCGGACACCAAGUCGGUGUCUCUCUUCCGAGGUCUGAAUUUGCUGUCACCCAGGCAACUCGAUCUGCGACUGUCGAAGCCGGCGAAAUGACCAAAGAAGAAGCAACGCUCUACCUCACCUCGGGCUUCCUCCACGAGGCGAGUUCACGGUUUGUGCGCUGGCGUACCCGACUCUACACAUGGCGCCACCUCGACUGGCUCAUCCUCGUGAUGGCCGCUACCAAUGUGAUCUUCAUCGGCGGAAAGCGUCGCACCUUCGGCAUCUUCAUCACCGCCCUCAACCAGUCCUUCAACGGGACCUCAAUGAACGAGCUCAACUGGAUCGGCGACAGCUACGCUUCGUUGGGCUUCUUCCUGAUGCCCUUCGCCACCACGGCCAUCCUACGCCUCGGCCGCUCCUACCGACUCACUAUGCUACUGGCCGCUAUCGCCAUUUUCAUCAGCUGUUUCACCUCUGCUGUCGUCCCCUCGCCGGGCUACCUCUUCCUCACACACACCCUUUUCCAUGGGAUCGGCUCCACCCUGGUCCUCUGUGCCACCAGCCUAGUCACCGGGGACUACUUCGACAAGACGCAUCGCUUCCAUGUGCUGGCCACCGCUUUCGUGUCGGGCGGUCCCUACGGUGCCCUCUUCCUCGGUCCUUUACUGUCCAAUUUCAUAAUGAUCUACGGCUGGCGAGUGGCCUUUGAACUGUUCGGCGUCCUCUUCUUUGUUGUCUGCAGCCUGGGUGCCAUCACCUUCCUGCCGCGAUACAGCCUGGCCUACGUUCGCGUGGUCAACGCCGAAGAGCUAAAGGUCACGGAAGAGGCUGAAGCAUGUAAACAAUCCCUGCCAUCCGAGGCCGCCACAGUAGAACCCUGCUGCAUCCAUGAGGAUACCAAUCAGGAGAAAGUUGCCCAAAUUCGCGAACUCAUCAACGAGCCAAAGGCCACGGAUGGCAGAGGUUGGGCGUUUUGCACACGGCAACACCUGCUCGACAACCCGCAGAUUUUUUUGUGGGGCCUAGAGCGACUGAUUCACAACGUGGUAAUGUACGGAUUGAUGAUGAAUCUGGUCAAUUAUGCCACCAUGCAGUUGGACAAUCAGUUGAAUCGAGGCUCUCGCAUCAACAUCUAUUUCAGCCUCGGCGAGUCCAUCAUAUUCACCCUCGGCGCCCUCCUUGGCGACCAGAUCCGCGGCCAUCUGGCCAUCUCCUACUUUAUCGGUGCCAUCUUCGCCGCCAUCCUUUUGCUCAUCCUUCAGAGCACUUACGCCGACGUCGAGGUGGUCACUGUUCUCGCCUCUUUUCUCGGCGCCUCGGUCGGCGUCGGCAAUACCUUCCUUUACGCGACAGCUGAGGAGGUUAUGUUGGUGCACGGAUCAAUCGCUUUCCCGAUGACCAAAAUGAUCGCUGGUAUUGGAAUGCUUCUGGCGCCUCUUUUCUCCGGUCUCGUCAUAGACCGCUACAACUUUGGCGGUUUCUUCCUCUGUAUGUCCAUCCUCGUGAGUAUUCGCGUCGUUCUACUGAUCGGAGUCAAUCUUAUACUGUUGCGGAAGAAGCGUCGACUGAGACACGAAGCCGAAGAGCUGGCCAAAAAUCUGGGCGAUGGUGCAGACCACGAAACCGCCAUCGCUCAUUGUUGUCAGAUGUCCCGAGAUCGUCAUGCCGCCAGUCAUGACGCUUGUGGCUAUCACUACGUGCCCAGCUACAGCUCACUAGUGCCACGCGCCAGUUUGGCCAAGAUCGAGGUCGGACUUGACUUGCCCGUUGUCAGGAGGGCAGGCAACCUUAAGGAAUUCGAAGAAGAGGUCGGCCCUCACCCGCAACUGAGCUCGGUCGACCGGCGAUACGAUGUCCCUUGA